AUGGAGGCUGUGAAGUACUAUCUGGUGGACAUUCAGAUGCUAUGGCUAUUUCGGACCAAUCCGCAUGUGUGGUCUCAAUCCAGUGACACCCUGAAGCUCCUGGUCCCAGGACCUGUGAAUUCUCAGCACAGAACCAAGGUGGAGGUAGGGGCAGCUACUCACUCUUUCUUCUUCUCUCUAGGACAGAUUCCUUGCAAACUCUCCCUCUGGGCACAGCCAGGUCCCUCAGGAAAGAAUGUGACCCUGUGGUGUGAGUCAGAGAGCCCAGUGGACACUUACCUUCUGUCCAAGGAGGGGGAAGUUAAUCCCCGCCCCCCCCCCCCAUUUCUCAGAUCCCAGGUGUCAGUUGGGCUGAACCAGGCCAUCUUCACAAUAAGCCCUGUGACUUCAGCACACCAGGGAAGCUACAGGUGCUGUGGUUCACACAGUACCUCUCCCUACCUGUUGUCACAACCCAGUGACUCUCUGGAGCUCAUGGUUUCAGGUGAGCAGCCCAGCUUCUGUCAACCACUCCCAGAUUUCAUAGUAAUGAUUCUCAUCCACAUGGGCCUGUCUGGCUUGAUCCUGGUGGCCCUAGGUGUGUUAGUAUUUCAGGCAUUGCACAGCCAGAGAAGAAACAAAGAGGUUUACUGAGGAUGGAGCUGCAUGCACCCUGUGGGGCUAGUAGAACCUCAGCAAAACCACACACAUAAACUUUUAAUGACGAAGAAGGUUCUGAAGAGGUGGACCUUCAGAUGUGUGAACUUCGUACUGAGGAACUAAAGACAAGAAAACAAUAUCACCAGUGCAAGAGGCAAUGAUUGGAGGUUGGGAAUUCUCCUUGGAGGAGGUUCCUCUCCCAUGAGCCUGUUUUGCUUGUCUGUCACUUUGCUGUCUUUUCGUAUCUUCUCACACACUUGCAACAUGAUGCCACAUCCAACAUGAAGAUUUUGCGCCCAACCUCCUCUUCGCCUCAUGCUCUGUUCCGACAUUGUCCAUUGCAAAUGUCUUCUUCAUAGUUUCCACAAUCCCUGAUGUGAGUUUCCAAGUCUCCAUGUCUUCAGCUGAAAGUACUGGGACUCAGGUAAUGUGGUUGAAUAACAGAAUCGAUGGACUAAAAUUUACAUCCAACCUGGACUGUGCAUGCCCUGAAUGCUACCCCAGCACCCAGAGGGUUCUGCAUGCUCCUCUCUCUUCACCAGGCACUGCAUGGUAC
Messenger RNA from Loxodonta africana (African savanna elephant), 1195 nucleotides. Its product is annotated as leukocyte immunoglobulin-like receptor subfamily A member 6. The coding region runs from base 1 to 633 and encodes 210 amino acids. Lineage: Eukaryota; Metazoa; Chordata; Mammalia; Proboscidea; Elephantidae. Gene Ontology annotation, cellular component: plasma membrane. The transcript has 4 exons. The record is from RefSeq and is a predicted model, not a curated record.